Mizuhopecten yessoensis (Yesso scallop) is the source of this 384-nucleotide messenger RNA. Its product is annotated as MAM and LDL-receptor class A domain-containing protein 1-like. The annotation marks the transcript as partial. The transcript has 2 exons. Lineage: Eukaryota; Metazoa; Mollusca; Bivalvia; Pectinida; Pectinidae. The record is from RefSeq and is a predicted model, not a curated record. Gene Ontology annotation, cellular component: membrane.
AUGAUGAAUGCUGUGUAUCCUUACACUAGAAUUUCUCUCACAGGUACCUGUAACUUUGACAAUGGGUUCUGUACCUGGACGAAUGCCAAGACUGGUGACCAGUUUGACUGGACACUGGGGUCUAGUAGCACGUCUAGCUCAUUUAUGACUGCCUUCUCUGACCACACCAGUACCAAGGGACAAUAUGCCUACCUAGAGUCCUCCAACCCCAACCAUCCUGGUUACGAUGCCAAGCUCGUGAGUGAGAGUUUAAGUGCUCACACCCAUAAGUGUAUGUACUUCUGGUAUAAUGUCUACGGCAGCAACAUUGGUAAGCUGCGUGUGUGGAGCAGCACUGCCACCAGUAACCCGAAUCCUCUCUGGGAGAUUUCUGGCAGCAUGCAG